AUGUCAAAGCCCUUGUAUGAGUUUACCCCCAUAACUAACAUCAUCAAAGGUCCUCAUGCUCUUGACUAUUCCAUCAUCAUUCAAUCCACCAAGAUUAUUAAUGGCGCUCCAUCUUGGGAUGAUUUUCCUAUUACUGUAAGGAUGCAAAAGUGCAUUGAAAAACCAUAUGUGGUUGAAUCCUCAGACUCUGAAGAGGAUAAUGAUGAAGAUGGUAAUAAUGAUGAUGAUGGUGAUGAAGAAGAUAAUGAUAAUGAGAAUUCAGAAGCUAGUAAUAAAGAAGGGGCUGAUGAGAAAGAAGAUACUCAUAAAGAUGAAGAAGAAUUAGUAGCAGACCCAGAGAAUAAUUCACUCAGAAAAUGA
This is a messenger RNA of Lactuca saligna, 360 nucleotides long. The record is from the annotation of a GenBank genome assembly. Lineage: Eukaryota; Viridiplantae; Streptophyta; Magnoliopsida; Asterales; Asteraceae.